Messenger RNA from Peniophora sp. CBMAI 1063, 624 nucleotides. NCBI's taxonomy places the organism in Eukaryota, Fungi, Basidiomycota, Agaricomycetes, Russulales, Peniophoraceae. The record is from the annotation of a GenBank genome assembly.
AUGCCAAAAGAUCGCAGUGGAAAGCGUCGUUCCCUCGGUCACGAACCUUCUGCGAAAGCGGGCAGUCGCGCAUUCGCGGUGCAGGAUAACGCCGUGAAGCAUGUAGAAAUAGGAGAGAUGGAGGAUGCAUCGGGCAAUGAGAUUUUGCGCGCCAUGGAGGCGGAGCAGGAGGCAGAGGCCGGCCCGUCGCUCAAGAAAAAGGAGAAGCGUCAAUUGAAGCACGAACUCUUCAUACAAAGGCUAGAAGAAACCCGUGCGCCGUAUAGCAAGUCGCAUAACCGCCGAAUAAAACGGAAGGAGCGCGAUGAGAUCGCCGGCGGCGCGUUGAAGGGUCUUUCAUCGGUUCUGUCACAACUCGAUGAUGCACCGGCGGCGGCUGCAGCCGAUUCCGGUGCAGAAAUUGAGGCUGCGCCACAACGAGCUCGGCCGCGACCAGGACAGAUCGGGGAAGGCAAGAGUGCGCCGCUGUCCAAGGCACAACGGAAGAAAGCAUUGAAAACGGAGAAGUUUAGGCUUCCUCUUAUCAUGCAGAAUCCCGAAUUCAAGGCUAAUCCAUUCGCAACUAUCCGAACUCAUGCGCAAAAUACGUUGAUACAACAUCAACCGCCUAGUGGCACAGCCUAA